Messenger RNA from Cercopithifilaria johnstoni, 2352 nucleotides. The record is from the annotation of a GenBank genome assembly. NCBI's taxonomy places the organism in Eukaryota, Metazoa, Nematoda, Chromadorea, Rhabditida, Onchocercidae.
AUGUUCUGGUCGAGCGAUCUGGCAGUUUCUGUAAGUAAACUAGAUGAAUUACUAAAGAACGAUACUGCGACGCUAGCAGAUGUGUUGGAAGAUGAUUAUACGAUACAAGAAAUUCGCAAUGGCAACCAUCAGCUCAUUAAAUUUUUAACAAGGCAAGAAAUAGUGGCGCAAAUAAUCAAAGGUGCAUUGGAACCAGAAAUCGAUGAAACAUUACCAGUGAAGGAACAGUACAAGAAAGCUUACUUAUGUGCCGAAAUUUUAUCGAUAAAUAAUGAAGAGCUUAGUAGGGCAAUUAUCAGUAAUGAAGAAGCGUGCAGUUUAUUUUUCGAUUUCCUGGACAGCAGGAAAUUGAACCACGUCAUCGUCAAUUUUUAUAUGAGAAUAUUCUCACAAAUUAUUAAUAGAUUUCCUGAUCAGAUAUUUCCUCGCAUGAAGGAAAGUCAGUUUUUAAUUCACUGUAUGAGGAGUAUGAAGCAUUCGGCUGUAAUGGAACUAUUAUACCGUAUAGUUAGUGGCCUAUCAAAUGUUGAAUACCAAGAUUACAUCAAACAGUGGUGUGCGGAAAGUCGAAUGGUGGAAAGUCUUUGCGAUCUUCUUGUUCCAGAACAACCACCUAUCGUUCAUGACAAUGUUGGUCAUUUAUGGAGUGAAUUGGUACGCAUGCUGCGUGAUAUACAGUACACCGCAGAAUGCAAACGGCAUGAUGCCUUAUUAGAGAGCUUGCAAUCAGAACGGAAUGUGCGGAGUUUAAUGAGUCGUAUGUUACCUGACAAUAUGGAACAGCGUCGUGAUUCUGUUAUUGUCAAUGCUGCCGCUAUUUUGAUUACUCUUUUGGAAACUAAUUUUAUCCCUAACUGUCCCAGUCAUCAGUUAGGGAUGGAGGAUCGUGGUAUUCAGACGCAAUGGUACGGUGGUGUGCCAGUCGCAGAAAAUGAAUUAAAUGGUACAACGGUGUGGCAGCCUGAUGCAGGUUAUAUUGUUGAGACAGUUGUUGCUGCUUCAGCUGAUCGAAUUGCCAGUGCAAUAAUUGAUUCUCUCAAGGUAGGAGAUGGUGAUAUAAAGAUCUGCAGCGAUGCAUGGUGUCCACUGAUGCGAUUGUUGGUACUAGUAUUAGAUACAAAUCAUAUGGCAACACAUCAGGCUGUUUUGGCGGCAUUUUCAUCUCUUUCAAUAAGUCCAUUCAAACUCUUCCUCGCUUAUGUCAAUACUCACCCUCAACUUACACUCUUUCAAAAUCUUUUACAUCGAGCCAUUGCUUAUAUUCUUUAUACACUUUCAUCUUCUCCGUCGCCGCUUAUACAGUAUUUAUUUAAAGAUGUAGAUAUAUUAGAGCAUAUAUUGGCAGGUUCUGAAACAUCACAAGCCGACUUUCUACAUGGAUCUUCAAAAAGAAUGCUUCGAGGUUUUUAUAUGAAUCUUGCAUUAUUAAUUAAAUGUGCUUCCGAAUCAUCAUGCAAUGCCGAAUGUAUCAUUCAGUUUAUUCAAGCAUCUGAUCAAGCUGCCCGUUGGGAAGCUUUCUCAAAUGCGAUAAAAGAAUACGAAGAGAAAAAUCGUGGCGAUGAUACAGGAAUCACUUUCCCACCGACUAGUAAUGUCCUCGAUACGGCCAAGAUUGAUGCAUGUGAUGUUCCCGAACCUAUGGUUAGCAGUGCCGCAGAGUUAAUGGAUAAGUAUGAGCAGUAUUUAAUAUCCCGGUCGCUAGCAGAAAAUGUUGCAAUAUCAUUCCCGUGUUCUUCUCACGACACUGAUUAUGAGGUCACCGAUAUCACGUCGGAUUGCGAUAUUGCGAGAGAUUUUGCUAACAUUGGAAAUGAAGAUAUGUUCGAUGCAAUGUGUGCACUGAGAAUCGACACAAGUAUUACAAGUAAGGAUUCAGGAGAUGGAUGGCCAAAUGCAAGCAGGCCCAAGGAAGUACAGAGCAAGGCAACCAGCGAUAAUGGAGACGACUCAGGAUCGAAGUUUUCCGUACUUUGGAACAGUGCUGCUCCCGUGUUGAAUUCUAAUGAAAUUACUCCCAAUGAUAUUCAUGAGUCUACUGAUGAAAAAGAUGCACCAAAAGCGAAUGUAGCCAAAGAAGAGAGAAAAAUAUCAAAAUUUGUCAUAGAAAGUAAAUGGCCGCAGACUUCUUCAAUGCCCUCUACGGAUGUCGGGAGCUGGGCCGAUUUCACAUCCAUGAAGCCUGAUGACUGGCCUCCGCCACGGUCGCAGUCAGAGGAUGACGCAUGGACGACGCAUGGAACUAGUGAGGAUAUAUUUCUCAGUCCUGCAACAGCGGCGCUUAGCGGUGGUAUCGCGUCCGUUAUUAUGGCUGGACAUAUGAAGGGAUCCGAUUCUAAAAGUUCAGAAUGUUGA